ACGAUCUUUGUCUCGAAACGUCUUGACGUGUCAUCAGAGGCAGUGAAGGAAGUUUUCGGUCUUGACAUUUUUAGUUUGAAACGGGCUCCCUGUAUUAAAUGUAGUAUUAUUAUUUUUUGUUGGGAAUAAUGUCCCAGCUGCAGUGUGUCUGCUGGUCAACAUGCAGUGGAGGAGACACAUUGCUGGACUCGCUUUUAGUGUCGUUUUCGUUGUGUCAUAUUUCACGAAUAAGUUCGUCCUGUCAGUGUUAAAAUUCACAUAUCCAACCUUAUUUCAAGGAUGGCAGACAUUUGUCGGGGCUUUCCUGCUCUUACUCUCUGGGAAGUUUGGAUGGGUGGAAAUGAGCCGCAUCACCAGAUCAGCGGCUCUUUCCUGGCUUCCAGGCUCCCUCCUGUUUGUGGGAAACAUUUAUGCUGGUUCAAGAGCUUUAUCACGCAUUGACAUUCCUUUUUUCUUCACUCUUCAGAAUUCCUCCCAUGUUGUCAGUUACAUAAUCCUGAAGGUUGUCCAUAGAGAGAAGACCCAGUGGCUGAAACUUGUCAGCAUAUGUUUCAUGCUGCUGUCCGCCAUCAACCUCCCCAUGUAUGACCCUCAGUUUGACAUCAGUGGUUACGUGUGGGCUGUUGGUCACCUGCUCUGCGUCGGUGGAUACAGAGUGUUUCAAGUUCACUACAAAUCCAGUAAUUUGAGUGACCUUGAGCAGCAGUGCAUUAACUACUUGUUCAGCGUACUGCUGCUGGCCAUUGCCGCUCACCCAACAGGGGACCUCAUGGGUGCCAUGGAGUUUCCCUCGCUUCAGUCCUACACAUUUCACUGUGGUUGCUGUGCCAGCGCACUGCUGGGGUUUUUGUUGCUGCUGGCCACAGUCAAACUAAAGAGUGGGUUGACCCUUGAGCACUUUGAGGUGUGGAUAUUUCUGUCUAAGAUCACUGCCAUGUCCCUGUCCCCAUUUGUUUUCAACAUGGACAUAAACACUCCCUCCCUUAUUUGUGUGGUCGCCAGUCAUGUUGGAGAGGCCCUGCUGGUGUAUUCUCAGAGAGACUCUCAGUUGUGAUGAAUUAGAAACAUUUCAGCUACGCCCAAAGAGAUUCUGUUCUAUAAAAAUGUAACUUAUUUUUGUAACUUUGAUCUAUGCACUGACAAUCUGCUGACCAAAUAAACUAUCUUUUGUGCCUCC
Eleginops maclovinus (Patagonian blennie) is the source of this 1177-nucleotide messenger RNA. RefSeq names its product transmembrane protein 241 (gene slc35d4). Lineage: Eukaryota; Metazoa; Chordata; Actinopteri; Perciformes; Eleginopidae. Gene Ontology annotation, molecular function: GDP-fucose transmembrane transporter activity; antiporter activity. Gene Ontology annotation, cellular component: Golgi apparatus. Bases 161 to 1054 code for a protein of 297 amino acids. The transcript is spliced from 15 exons. The record is from RefSeq and is a predicted model, not a curated record.